Closterium sp. Naga37s-1 is the source of this 1523-nucleotide messenger RNA. Lineage: Eukaryota; Viridiplantae; Streptophyta; Zygnematophyceae; Desmidiales; Closteriaceae. The record is from the annotation of a GenBank genome assembly.
GCGCUGUGCUUCAGGAUUGCCAGAAGGCGUGGGGGCAGACGUUCCCCGGAUGGUCGGCGGGAUCGGAUUGCGCGAAAGCGGCGCGGCUGACGUGCAACGCGCAGGGCAUGGUCACCUCCAUGAACAUGCCGUACGCGGGGCUGAGCGGGAGCAUUCCGUUGAGCAUCAGCGGAUUGAACGCGCUUACCACACUCGACCUGUCGGCCAACAACCUCACGGGGCUCAUUCCGUCCACUGUCACCGCGCUCGCCAAGCUGCAGUGGAUGAGCCUGGGGUCCAACUUCCUCAUGGGCCCCGUGCCCCCCUGCACCACCCUCACCAGUCUCUCCUAUCUCAAUCUGGCAUACAACCUGCUAUCGGGGGAGCUGCCGGCUGCCGUCCAUCCCACCCUCCAAUCCCUGCGCCUACUCCACAACAACCUCACCGGCUCGCUGCCAGCCACCAUCGGGAGCUUCUUCCACCUCACUGAACUCGAUGUGUCGUUCAACAGCCUGUCCGGCUCGCUGCCCACCACCAUCAGCAACCUCACCAGUGCUUCGAUCCUGGAGCUGUGUUGCAACGCCUUUGCUGGCACAGUACCUGACGCCAUCUCCACCCUCACCAACCUUCGCUUCCUCGAUUUGGGAGACAACAACUUCACAGGCCCAUUCCCCCCAUCCAUCUUCUCGCUUUCCAACCUCAGGGACCUGUCGCUGUACGACAACCAAUUCGUCGGCUCUCUCCCCGAUGCCAUCAGCACACUCACCAAGCUCAAGGACCUCAACAUUUUCCGCAACAGCCUCUCUGGCCCCCUCCCCUCGGCCAUUGGAAGCCUCGUGAUGAUGGAAUACAUGAACAUGCAGAACAACCAGCUCAGUGGGUCCAUUCCAGAUUCCAUUGGCAACCUUGUCAACCUCGACUACCUCGACAUAAGCAACAACGCAUUCACGGGCUCUCUCCCCGACUCCAUGGGCCUCCUCCUCAACCUCAAGAAUCUUGACCUGAGUGAGAACAUGCUCACGGGAUCUCUGCCUGUUUCACUGGGCAACCUCACCAAUCUGCUCACCCUGUUCUUCAACUCCUCCAGCCCCAGCAGUCCCGUGUGUCCGGCCACUGGUGGCAGCUGCAUGGGGGUGAAUCAGCAGGGCAACUCCUCCUUCUGCCAGGCCUGCCCUGCCUUCUGCACCACCUGCACGCCCCCCGGCAACCCAGCAACCUCCACCCCGACCGAAGCACCACCCUCGUCACCAGCCCCCGCGUCCUCCCCCGCCCCGUCUCCCCCGAUUGCACCCCCCAGCUCUCCUCCCCCUCCUGCGCCUGUCACCCCCUCUCCCGCACCCCCGCCGCCCAGUGCGGCCGUUCCCAUGUUCCCUUCCCCCGCCACGGAGAGAGAUCAUCCACAGAUGUGCCUUGCAGGGUAUGACCUGGCAGGCAGGCACGCUGCUGCUGCUGUUGCUGCUGCUGAUGCUGCUGCUGCUGGUGCUGCUGAUGCUGCUGCUGCUGCUGCUCCUGCUGCUUCUGCUGCUGCUGCUGUUGCGGUGUGA